This is a messenger RNA of Bombina bombina (fire-bellied toad), 13978 nucleotides long. It is a transcript of the gene NOTCH2, whose product is annotated as notch receptor 2. Gene Ontology annotation, biological process: multicellular organism development; cell differentiation; cellular response to tumor cell. Gene Ontology annotation, cellular component: membrane; signaling receptor complex. The transcript is spliced from 34 exons. Gene Ontology annotation, molecular function: signaling receptor activity; protein binding; calcium ion binding. Bases 507 to 7883 code for a protein of 2458 amino acids. Lineage: Eukaryota; Metazoa; Chordata; Amphibia; Anura; Bombinatoridae. The record is from RefSeq and is a predicted model, not a curated record.
CUGAAGUUCAGCAAAGUUAGAUCUACGGCUGCUGUUCUCUCAUUACUCUGGAAACACAUUUUUUCUUUCUUUCUUUUUUUUUUGCCACUGGAUUAUAUUGGUUUUACUUCAUUUUUACAAAAAAAGGAAUUGAUGACUCCCAAGGGACAUAGGGUGACUACAAACUGGAAAGAUCUUUAGAUCACACAAGAUCAUCUUUAGAAGAAUUCUACAAGAGAAAAAGAUCAGCUAGCCAAUACUGUUAGCCAAGCCAAAGGAGGGGGGUGAGGAGCUGGAAACUUUCUUCUGCAAAAGUAAUCAUUGUGAUCUUGCAGGGAAUUAAUUUUGGAAUGUCUGAUGGUUGUAACAGAAAAGCUGCACAGAUGCAGUGAAUACAAUGGCUAGAUGUGAGUGUCCACUACAUCUAGGAAAGUAAAACAAAUACAAUACUGAUUUCUAAUUCUUUGGAUAUACUUGAAAUUCUUCUUCUCCUACUCUGGUGGAUUCUAUGAAGUUCUGCACAGGAGAUGGGGUUCCAGGCUGUAUUUGGGAUUCCUACAUUGCUGCUGUGGAUGUUGGCACAUUAUUACUGUGAGGGACUGCAGUGUCGAGGCGUAAACGAACCAUGUUUAAAUGAGGGAAAAUGUAUCACAGAUGACAACGGCUCGGCUUACUGCAGAUGUCCAGAAGCGUAUGUGGGUGAAUACUGCCAGCAGGAAAAUCCAUGCAGAUCUAUUACUUGUCACAAUGGAGGAACCUGCUCUGCUGACCCGUCUAAAGGCGUGUGUACCUGCUCCCCGGGAUACACUGGCGAAGACUGCAGAUAUCCGACAGCUAGCAUCUGCUCGACAACAGAACCUUGUUUGAAUGGGGGGACCUGUCACUUGCUUACAUUAGAAACCUAUGAAUGUACUUGUCUUGUUGGAUGGAGAGGGAAAAACUGCCAAUGGAUUGAUGCUUGUUCAUCUCAGCCAUGUGACAAUGGAAGCAUUUGUGUCCCCAAUGAAAACCAAUAUUCCUGCACCUGUACAGAUGGUUAUAAAGGACCCAAGUGUGACGUUGAUAUAAACGAGUGUGAAGUGACUGGGCUGUGCAAACAUGGAGGAACCUGUGAAAAUCUACUUGGCUCCUACAGAUGUAAUUGUCAGCCAGGUUACACUGGACAGCAGUGCGAGAGACAGUUUGCCCCUUGCUUUCCGUCACCUUGCAUGAAUGGUGGCACGUGCCGGCAGACAAGUGAUUUUGAUUAUGAGUGCAACUGCCUUCCAGGGUUUGAUGGAAAAAACUGUGAUAUCAAUAUAGAUGACUGCCCCAGCCAUAGGUGCCAGAAUGGAGGAACUUGUGUAGAUGGGGUGAAUACUUACAACUGCAGAUGCCUUCCAGAGUGGACAGGUCAGUUCUGCACAGAGGAUGUGGACGAGUGCCAACUGCAACCCAACGCCUGCCAGAACGGUGGCACGUGCACAAAUAGUAAUGGUGGCUACAACUGUGUCUGUGUCAAUGGCUGGAUUGGUGAUGACUGCAGUGAGAACAUUGAUGACUGCGCCUCGGCAGGGUGCGCCAAUGGGUCCACUUGUGUUGACCGAGUGGCAUCAUUUGUGUGCAUGUGCCCAAUAGGAAAGAUUGGUCUCAUGUGUCACAUAGAUGAUGCCUGCAUAAGUAACCCAUGUCACAAGGGAUCCUUAUGUGACACCAAUCCUCUAACUGGACAGGCCAUCUGCACAUGUCCUAAUGGAUACAAAGGCGCUGCCUGCACAGAAGACAUUGAUGAAUGUUCUUUAGUUAACAGCAACCCUUGUGAACAUGCCGGAACUUGCGUUAACACAGAAGGUUCCUUUUACUGUCAGUGCUCAAAGGGUUACAGUGGUCCUCGCUGUGAAAUGGACAUUAAUGAGUGCCUUUCUGUACCGUGCCAAAACGAGGCCACCUGCCUGGACAAAAUUGGUGGCUUCACGUGUUUGUGUAUGCCAGGUUACACAGGAAUACACUGUGAAACUGAAAUUGAUGAGUGCCUGAGCAAUCCUUGCUUGAACAAUGGAAAAUGUUUGGACAGAGUCAACGGCUUCACGUGUGAUUGCCCCCCAGGAUUUACUGGGCCUGUAUGUCAAAUUGAUAUCGAUGACUGCGCUAGCACACCAUGUCUGAAUGGCGCCAAAUGCUUUGAUCAUCCAAGUGGCUAUAACUGCAUAUGUGCAACAGGGUUUACUGGUACUUUGUGUGAGAAGAAUAUAAACGACUGUGACCCAGAUCCCUGUCACCAUGGAACCUGCAUAGACGGAAUUGAUUCUUUCACGUGCGUUUGCCAACCUGGAUAUAAGGGCCCUAUAUGUGGAGAACAAAUAGACGAGUGUCUCAGUAAUCCGUGUCUGAACAAUGGCCGCUGUAUAGACCUAGUCAAUAAUUACCAAUGUAACUGCCUACCAGGAACAUCAGGAUCAAGAUGUGAAAAGAAUUUUGAUGACUGUGCUAGCAAUCCGUGUCCUUAUGGGAAAUGUGUGGACUUAAUAAACAGCUAUGACUGUGUUUGCCCUCCAGGAUUUACAGGCACAGAGUGUAGAGAUGACAUUAAUGAAUGCGCUUCCAGCCCAUGUCAUAAUGGAGGAACCUGUGUGAACGAGGUGAACAAAUUUCGUUGUAUCUGUCCAGAAGGAUUCCGUCAGCCCAGCUGUUUAUCGCAGGUGGACGAGUGUGUCAAUAACCCGUGCAUCCACGGCAUUUGCACCGAUGAUGUCAAUGGAUACAAGUGUUUGUGUGAGUCAGGGUGGACUGGAAAAAAAUGUGAAGUUGAUAAGGAUGAGUGCCUAUCAAAUCCAUGCCAGAACGGAGGGACCUGUGACAAUCUGGUGAAUGGAUACAGAUGUUCUUGCAAAAAAGGCUUUAAAGGUAAUAAUUGUCAAAUUAACAUUGAUGAGUGUGCAUCAAAUCCGUGUUUAAAUUAUGGGACCUGCACCGACUCUAUAAAUGGCUUCACAUGUCAGUGCACACUGCCCUUCACAGGUACCAACUGCCAAAAUGUCCUUACCCCCUGCUCUCCUGAUCCAUGCCAGAACGGUGGAGUUUGCCAGGAAUCGGAAGAUUUUAAAAGCUUUACGUGUCUGUGUGCACCUGGUUGGAAAGGUCAAAGAUGUGCCAAUGAUAUUGAUGAAUGCGAUGCCAACCCCUGCAAAAAUAAUGGCCGCUGCUUUAAUACCAAAGGCGGGUACAUUUGUGAAUGUAAUGAAGGAUUUAAUGGCAUCAACUGUGAAAAUGACAUUGACGAUUGUGUCUCUAACCCAUGUCAGAAUGGAGCGUCCUGUAUAGAUGAUGUAAACUCUUUCUCCUGUACCUGCCUUCCGGGUUUUAAUGGAGACAAGUGCCAAAAGGAUGUAGAUGAGUGUCUAAGCAACCCCUGCAAAAAUGGAGGUUCUUGCACAGACUAUGUGAAUAGCUACACGUGCAAGUGUCUUCCAGGAUUUGAUGGAAUCCACUGUGAAAACAACAUUGAUGAAUGCACAGAAAGUUCCUGUUUUAAUGGUGCAACCUGUGUGGAUGGAAUAAACGCAUUCACAUGCCAAUGCCCUCAAGGGUUUACGGGAUCUUUCUGCCUUUUUGAGAUUAAUGAGUGCGGUUCACAGCCUUGUAUGAAUGGUGGAACCUGCGUGGAUGGGCUUGGAACCUACCAUUGCAUGUGUCCAGUUGGCUACAAAGGCAAAAGCUGUGAGAACUUGGUUGACCUUUGCAUUGGUGUGCCAUGUAAAAACAGUGGAGUCUGUAAGCAAAUAAAAACAGAAUCCAAGUGUCACUGUCAAACAGGAUGGACUGGGAUUUACUGUGACAUCCCAGAUGUAUCGUGUGAAGUGGCUGCUUCUCGGAGAGGUGUGACCAAAGAAGCUUUAUGUCAGCACUCUGGAACCUGUGUUAACACUGGGAAUACUCACCGCUGUCAGUGCAAACAAGGUUAUACUGGGAGCUACUGUGAACAGGAGCUGGAUGAGUGUGCGUCCAACCCAUGCCGCAACUCAGGCGCUUGUGUGGAUCGUCAUGGAGGAUAUGAAUGCAAGUGUCUGCCUGGUUACCAAGGCGUCAACUGUGAAUAUGAAAUAGAUGAAUGUCAUAUCCAGCCUUGUUUGAAUGGUGGGACCUGUGUGGACCUCGUGAAUCAUUUCCGAUGUUCCUGUCCUCCAGGGACAAGAGGUCUUCUUUGUGAGGAGAAUGUUGAUGACUGUGCACCAAACACAGAGGGACCGCACUGCUUUAAUGGGGGCAAGUGCAUUGAUCGAAUAGGAGGAUUCAGCUGCGAAUGUCUCCCUGGCUUUGAAGGCGAGAGAUGCGAAGGAGAUGUGAACGAGUGCCUGUCUAAUCCUUGUAAUGCGCAGGGUAGCUUGGACUGCAUUCAGCUGGCCAACAAUUACCAAUGCAAAUGUAGAAAUGGUUUCACAGGUCGUCACUGUGAGAGUAUACUGGAUUUGUGCCCAAGUCGACCUUGUCAAAAUGGUGGGACGUGCGCUGUUGCAGUGAACAUGCCAGAUGGAUUCACUUGCCAAUGUCCACCUGGCUUCUUUGGCUUCAAAUGCCAAUAUAGCAACAGCACAUGUGGGCAGUAUAAGUGCAGAGCUGGGGAAUACUGCACCAUGACUUCUUCUGGUCCCCGAUGUCAGUGCAACACCGGACCUGCUGGGUAUCCAUGCCAAAACAAUGUGGGCUGUGCCACUAAACCUUGUAAAAAUAAUGGGGUUUGCCAGAAAAAAGAUCAACCUCCUUACUACAUCUGUGAAUGUCAUAUGCCGUAUGUAGGAAUGCACUGCGAAAUUUACAUCCCCCCAGUUCAGGAACCUCAGAGUUGUCCCAUCCCUAGAUGCAAGGAGAAAGCGGGAGAUGCCUAUUGUGAUCCAGAAUGCAACAGGCACGACUGCUUCUGGGAUGGUGGCGAUUGCUCCCUGACCAUGGGAGACCCCUGGGCCAAUUGCUCUUCUUCUCUUACAUGUUGGGAAUAUUUCAAUGGUCAUUGUGACGAGAUGUGCAAUACCCCAGAAUGCCUUUACGACAACUUUGAGUGCCAAAAAAAAGAACCGACCUGCAAGUAUGAUAAAUAUUGUGCGGAUCAUUAUGCCGAUGGACGCUGUGAUAAAGGAUGUAACAAUAAGGAAUGUCACUGGGACGGACUUGAUUGCUCCACCGACAAAUCUGAAAAUCUCGCUACGGGCACGCUUGUUAUCGUUGUGCUAAUGCCACCUGAAGAUCUGCUAAGAGAUGCUCGCAAUUUUCUCAGGACCUUAAGCAGCAUCCUUCACACAAAUGUGAGGAUCAAGAAAAACCCUGAUGGGAGUCCAAUUGUAUUUCCGUAUUAUCGUUCAGAACAUGUAGGGUCACGUCGACGUAGAAGAUCACUCCACCUCAUACGGAUACCCAGGGAGCUUGACAGAGAAGUGAUUGGCUCAAAAGUAUAUCUUGAGAUUGAUAACCAGCAAUGUAUCCAGGAUUCAGAUCAGUGCUUUACAGAUACAGAUUCUGCAGCCGCCCUGUUAGCUGCACAUGCCGUGCACGGUACCCUCUCUUACCCUUUGGUUUCUGUGGAAAGUGAAAAACAAAGUCCAUCAUCUUCAACAUUUAUGUACCUGUUGCCAAUAGGAUUGGUUAUUAUCAUUGCUAUCCUCCUAUUGAUGGUUGUUUUGGCCAAAAAAAAGAGGAAACAUGGUACCCUUUGGUUCCCAGAGGGAUUCAUCCUCCGCAAAGACUCUAGCAACCAGAAGCGCAGGGAGCCUGUUGGCCAAGAUGAUGUUGAUUUGAAAACUCUGUCUGUGCCGAGAAUUGAUAGUACUUUGCUGGAUCCCAAUCAGAAUGAUCAUUGGCCGGAUGAUAGAGGACCCCAGGCAAAGAAGUCCAAGUCUGAAGGUCAGGCACUCCUCCCGGGAGUAGACGAUCAAGUUGACUGUCGCCAGUGGACACAGCAACACCUGGUGGCUGCAGAUAUUCGUCCAACGUCAUCAUUGGCACUUACACCUCCUCAGGCUGAGAAGGAUGUGAAUGUCAUGGAUGUGAAUGUACGAGGUCCAGAUGGAUGUACACCACUGAUGUUGGCGUCUCUACGGGUGGGAAAUUCUGAGAUACUUGAAGAUGAGGAUGAGGCAGAGGAUCCUGCAGCCAGUGUUAUAACAGACUUGAUUUAUCAGGGAGCCUGUUUGCAGGCUCAGACAGACCGCUCUGGAGAGACGGCUCUACACCUGGCAGCUAGGUAUUCGAGGGCUGAUGCAGCCAAACGCUUGUUGGAUGCUGGAGCUGAUGCCAAUGCGCAAGAUAGCAUGGGACGAACACCGCUUCAUGCAGCAGUUUCAGCAGACGCUCAAGGAGUCUUUCAGAUUUUGAUCCGUAAUAGAGUCACAGAUCUUGAUGCAAGAAUGAACGAUGGGACAACACCUCUUGUUUUAGCUGCUCGACUUGCAGUAGAAGGGAUGGUUGCAGACUUGAUAAACUGCCAGGCAGAUGUUAAUGCAGUAGAUGACCAUGGCAAAUCCGCUCUACACUGGGCUGCCGCAGUGAAUAAUGUUGAAGCUACGAUAGUUCUGUUAAAGAAUGGAGCCAACCGGGACAUGCAAGAUAAUAAGGAAGAGACACCAUUGUUUCUUGCUGCCCGAGAAGGAAGUUUUGAAACAGCCAAAUUGCUUCUGGAUUAUUUUGCAAAUAGAGAAAUAACUGACCAUAUGGACCGUCUUCCCCGUGACAUUGCCAAGGAACGGAUGCAUCAUGACAUAGUACGUCUGUUGGAUGAGUAUAACUUGGUUCACAGCCCACAAGGACAACCUGGUACAAUGCUUUCCAAUUCCCUUUCACCAGUUGUCUGUGGUAACAACAGAUCACUUAUAAAUCUGAAAAAUGCUGGGCAAGCCAAGAAGCCUAGAAGACCAAGUGCCAAAAGUGUUAUACCACGUAGUCUUCCUAAUCUAGCCAAAGAACCAAAAGAUACAAAAAACAGGAGAAGGAAGAAAUCAGAGUCUGAAUGUAAAGGACAGCUUUCUGAGAGUUCAGUCACAUUAUCACCUGUAGAUUCACUUGAAUCUCCUCAUGCUACAUCAUCUCCUGGUGUUCUACACCAAUCACCUGGUCAAAUGCUUUCAACAUCAAUUCAACGACCACAGCACACAAUGUCUUUGUCUAAUCUUCAGCCUGUUACUUGUACAGCCAACAACAUGCUUCCUUCAGUUGGUCAAAUUUUUUCGCAAACAGGCCAAAAUAAUAUGCUUGGUGGGCAAAGGCAAAUAAAUGUGUCAUCUGGUUGGUUAAGUCGCAUGGAAAGGAAUGACUCUCAGUAUAAUGAUAUGUUUGGUAUAGUCCACCAAGACACAAAUAACCACUCAAGUAUUCCUCAGCAGAAUGGUAUGGUCCAACAAGAUGUGAAGCCUGCAUUACAUAUGGCCGUUGCAAGGGACACCUUGCCACCGAUUAUGACAUUUCAACUUAUUCCAAAGAGUGGAAUGAAUCAGCAGGGCAACAUUCAAGCACUUGUUCAGCAGGCACAAUCAAAUCAUGUUCAGAAUUUAAGCAACAUGUAUCAAAUACCAGAUUUAUCACGUUUGACAGGUUCCUCUGUGCCUAUAGCAAUGAUGCAUCAGCAUGAUGGACAGUUACCUCAAACUAUGCUGACGUCUUAUCAUCAGCUUCAAAACCCUAUGGGAAAAUAUCCAACUCCACCAUCUCAGCAUAGUUACACCUCUGCUGAAAAAACACCAAACCAUAAUGGACAUUUACAUAGAGAGCAUCCAUAUCUGACGCCUUCGCCAGAAUCUCCAGAUCAGUGGUCCAGCUCUUCUCCAAAUUCUGCUUCUGAUUGGUCAGAUGUGACAACAAGUCCCACCCCUAAUGGUGGUCAAAGAAUGGCUACUACUCACAUGUCAGAGCAAACGCACAACAGCAUGCAAGUUUAUGCAUAACUAACAGUUCUUAUACCAUGCAUAUUAUGAACAAAUGAAGGUUAAUAUGAAAAGUGAAGACUUUUGAUACGUUGGUACUGACAAAUUUAACUGUCAAUAUAUAUUUUUAUGACAUAAGACAUUCGUUGGGUCUGGGAAGAUGACAUUUUAUGGGUAGCGGCAUUAACCUUUGUAACAAAAUAUAAGCGUUCCAUAUAUUGAAAGCUCUGGAAACUAGAGCUUGUGAAACUUACUGCACAAAACAAUAUACAUUUAUCAGAAGCUGUUGUGUCAUUCCUCUUAAACUUAAAGAAGUCUAAAUCUGUGCUCUGUUCUGUAAAUGUUUAUAAUAGUUAAGACAAGGACGAUGAUAUCACUGCCCUAAGGGUGCAAAAACUGUUAUAAGCUUGACUAAGUAAUAAUAGUAGAAGGAACUGAUUUAUUCCUGUCUGUGUAUAUAAAGAAAAUUAUAAUGUGCUAUAAUCCUUAUUUAUCCCAAGCCUCAGAAGAGUAUGUGUUUGUCUACACUUAUAUAACCGUAUAUGCAAACAGAAAUGGACUUAAAAUAUAUGUAGGGAAUUUACUUCUGUUCAUCCAAAUUAAAAACUUUGUUGAGAAUUCAUGCAAUUCAUUUACAGUUUGGAGAAAUAUUUACAAAAUAACUUUUGCAAUACUUUUAAAUAUUUUGUAAAAAUAAUAUGAACUAUAACCGCUGUUGAUAAAUAUAACAAAAUCAUUUUCGGCUUUGUCAAUAUGAGAUGUUAGUUAUAGUGUAUAUUAAAAAUUUCAGUCAAAUCAGAAUAAAUACGUUGGUUUCCCAAUGGGAUUCUUUCAAACCAAUUUUUCAAAAAAUAUUACUACAAAUGUACCCCGCCCCUUAAUUACUUUAUGACUGUUACACUUGACCUUUUUUUUUUUCUUUAAUUAUUUAUUUGAAGAUAUUAUACAUGUACAAGACCACAAAAAUACCUCACAAGUAUCGCAGAAAAAAAGACAAUUUUAAUUUAUUCAAAUUUGAUGAGUGGCAUGAAAGGCUACAAAAUACAGUGAAAUGUUUAUGUUGUCCGAUAUUAGAGUCAUUGGACUUAUUAGUAUAUAAAUUUGGGACCCACUAAAGUUUUAAAUUGUACAUUAAAAUAAAGUUUUCUGUAUUUUAAACACAGUGCAUUAUAGGUACAUGGUGCUCAAAAUAUUUAUUUAUCCCAACUAAAAGAUUAUUUAAAAAAUGAAUUACAUUGUUUUUUUUUUUUUUAAAAAAAAAAAGGCUAUUUCAGAGCUAAUCAGCCAAAUUUAUUCUUGUAAAAUUGCAACACACUAAGAUCUGGAUUUGCACCGACCAUAGUGUGUUUGUACUUUCACAAGAAUAAAUCAAGUUCAGAAAAUUGACGAAUGAGGCCUGAAAUAGCCGAAAUCACAUAUCUAGAAUUUGGACGUAUCACAAUGGAUUUGGAACUAUUGCACUGGACACUAGAGAAAUGUCAAAUGAAUUAAAACCUCCGUGCUUUUCUUAUUAAAACAAAUAUUGAUGCUUGAAUCUAAAAUUAAAAUCUGAUGUAUAGUCUAAUAUUGUAGGGAGGUUGGCAGAAAAUACAUUGCUCUGAAAUUACAGCGUAGUUUAUUUCUGCUAAAAACAUUUGAGGGACUUAUUGGUCAAAAUUAAAAUGUGCAUGAGGGCAUUUCAGUGUUUAAUAGCUGAAUUUUCAUAAUUUAAUUAGCAAACAUAACUAGCAAAAACAAUCACUGUUGCAGGAGCAUAUGCAUGUAGGCUUUGCAUGCCGUGCACCAGCUUUUAAAUACAGAGGCUGCUCGGAGAACAGGUAGUGUCUGGUAUGGUACUGAGUAACUCAUUGACACAUAGAUGCCACUUGUUCUGUGAGCUGGUACAGUGUUUUAAUGAUGGUGUACGGGGCACGCACAGCAUAUGUGCAUAUGCCACUGAAACUGUGAUAGCUGUUACAAAAAACAUCAGUGUACAUGAUUCACACAGAGCAUACAAUUUUUCAAAAGUUUCAAAUUUACUUCUGUUAUCAAAUUUGUUUUGCUCCCAUGGUAUUAUUUGUUGAAGAGAUACCCAGGUAGGUGUCUGGAGGACUACAGUAGCAGGAACUAAUGCUACCACCUAGGGCUCUUGCAAAUGGAUAACAUGCUUGCAAAACUGCCUCCAUAUAGUGAUCUAGAAACAUGCACGCUCCCGAGCGUACCUCCUUGAUUUUCAUUAAAAGAUACCAAGAGAACAAAGAAAAUGUCAUAAUAGACAUAAAUUAGAAAGUUGUUUUUUUUUAAACUGCACGCUCUAUCUGAAUCAUGAAAGAAAAAUUUUGGGUUUCAACUCCUGUUAAUGUUUAACUCCAACCAGGGAUAUACAGAAAAAUCCAAAUUUAUGUUUGGCUUUAUCAUAGUUCAUAGACCACUAAAAUCUUUUUAGUUAUUUUUGUACAAACAAAAUAGCAUUUUUUAAUAAUUAAAUAAAACUUUUACAUUUUUUAAGUAGGUUUCUUAAACAGCACUUUAUGUGUUUUAUUGUCUAGAUACAUGUAUACAUUUUUACCAUUCAUUUCUGCAGCUAAUUUGUUUUGAUGUCGAUGUACAAAAUUGUACUUUGUAUAUUUUAAUUUGUUAAAAAAACAGUCAAUUAAACACCAGUGGUAGAGGGCUGAUAAGCUAGAAACAGCAAAUUUAUCAUUUCAACAGGAUGUAAACUUUUCAGGAAAAUCUAAAAAUCUAAAAUACAUUGUUAAAACUUUAGCAGGUCACUAGAACUUAAAAGGGCAGGAAACCCCACAAUUUUCUUUCAUUAUUUGCAUAGAACAUACAAAUUUAAACAACUUUCCAAUUUACUUCUAUUAUCACAUUUAAUUUAUUCUCUUGUUAUCCUUUGCUGAAAAAAACAGCUUUGCACUACUGGCAGCUAGCUGAACACAUCUAGUUAACCAAUCACAAGAGACAAAUGUGUGCAGGCACCAAUCAGCAGCUAGUUCCCACUAGUGUUGGAUAUGUGCAUAUUCUUUGUCCACAAGGGAUACCAAGAGAACGAAGCACAUUUAAAAAUAGAAGUCAAUUUAAAAGUGUCUUAAAAUUACAUGCUCUAUCUGAAUUCUGCAAGUUUACUUUGGAUUUUCCUAUCCCUUUAAAUCCUCAACAAGAGUGCAUUUUCAUAGCACAGGAUUGUGACUGGUUACUUAGAGUCGAAUUACCUCAAGCUCUCCUCUCUAGUAAGGUGACCUAAGAAGUCUUAUCAGUAUGGCGAGGUCCCUCAAAUAAUUUUUGAAACUUAAAGGGCCAUGAUACCCAAAUGUUGAAACACUUGAAAGUGAUGCAGCAUAGCUGUAAAAAGCUGACUAGAAAAUAUCACCUGAACAUCUGUAUGUAAAAAAGAAAGAUAUUUUACCUCAAAAUGUCCUAAGUAUUCACACCCCAUUGCAAAGGACUUUAAGCAGCAACUCAGUAUGUCUGUCCUGGGACCGGCAAGGGAGUGAGCCUCAUGCACACUCAUGUUAUUUCCCUAUUUAGUUUAAGGAAGUUUACUAUGAAAUUUCAUGAGAGUUAAGUGAAAUCUCAUGAGAUCACAGUAAGAGUUCAUGACCACAGGACUGCUGAUGCUGAUUGGCUGCUUUUCAUUUCUUCCUUUUUUUUAUUUUUUACCUACAGCUGGGCAGUAACUGAAAGAUAACUUUUUACAGAGCACUUACUCUGGUGAGCUGAGAAAGUUGUAAGAGAUUCUCAGGUGAUAUUUUCCUGUCAGCUUUUUACAGCUAUGCUGCUUCACUUUCAAGUGAUUUAGCAUAUUAUUAUUAUGUCCCUUUAAAUUUUUUUAACUUAGGAGCUGUUUCACUCCAAAGAUUUUAUGUCAUAUUCUUUCCAUGCCGGCAGGUUUUUGAUCAUGGGGAAUGUCAGUGAAAAGAAAAAAAAACAGAAAAUAUGCUAAUUAAAGAGAUCUUAAAGAUUAUGUUCAAUUAUCAAUAUGGCUGCUGGCAGCAUAAUUCAACUUGUUUCAGAAUCGGAUAUAUCAGUAUAAAAGGAUUGGAUUUGCACACUGAUAUAUUGGUGCCAAAAUGAGUGGGUUCAUUUAUCUCCCACAUAUUAAUAAUAAAUACUAUAAUAUGUUUCUACUAAGAAAAAAAAAGUUUGUUUUUUAAUAGUUUUACCUUCAAGAAUGACCCCUUUUUAGUUAUUCUUGGAACUUAUCUCGGAGUGUAAAUACACCCUGAUGUGUGUACAUACUGUUCAUGCACUUAAAGGGACAGUCAAGUCCAAAAAAAAUCUUUCAUGAUUUAAAUGGGACAUGUAAUUUAAAACAACUUCCCAAUUUACUUGUAUCACCAUUUUUUCUUUGUUCUCUUGGUAUUCUUAGUUGAAAACUAAAAUUAGGAGGUUCAUAUGCUAAUUUCUUAGACCUUGAAGACUGCCUCUAAUCUGAAUGAAUUUUGACCACUAGUAGGCAUUAGUUCAUGUGUUUCAUAUAGAUAGCAUUGAGCUCACGCACGUUAAGUGACCUAGGAGUGAGCACUGAUUGGCUAAAAUGCAGGUCUGUCAAAAGAACUGAAAUAAGGGGGCAGUCAGCAGAAGCUUAGAUACAAGGUAAUUACAGAGGAAAAACGUGUAUUAUUAUAACUGUGUUGAUUAUACAAAACUGGGGAAUGAGUAAUAAAGGGAUUAUCUUUCUUUUUAAACAACAAAAAUUCUGGUGUUGACUCUCCCUUUAAGUGUGGCCACAUUCUGAGAUCUGCUCUGUCAGUCUUGGAUGUCAUAUAUAGAAGCAGACAAUUUUUUGUUCAUCUAUUAGUAGGUUGUUAAUAUUACUCUGGGGCCAAACAACCCCAUUUAUACUGGUAAUUGUACUUCCAUUCCAACUCAACCUAACCUAACCUACAAAACUUUAAUAACUACAGCAAUUUAUGUUAGUAUAAACAUUUGCCUAAAAAAAAAUGAAAUAUCUGCAUUGUGCCUUAUAUUGAAUAAUAUUUAUUCCAUUUCUAAUAAGUUUGACUUUGCAAAUUAACGUAUUUUUUAUUGUAUCGUCUACAAAUGUUGUAUAAUUAAGGGGUUGCAUUUGUGUUAAAAUUUAAUGAACUAAUCAUAAGUUCUCCACAAGGUGUAUACCCCAAAUGAUUUAUGCUAUGCUCAUGAAUACCCUAAAAAGAUAUUCAGAAAGUAUUCAUUAUUUCAGACAGUUGAUAAUUUACUGCCCUGACCAGUAUUUUUAGGGUUCAGGUCAAUCUAGAUAAUAAAAAAUAAAUAUAGUAAAAUGUAUUCUAAGAGUGUUGAAAUGUAAUUUCAAACAAAGGAUCAUUUGUAUUUAUAUUUGAGCUAUGCUGUAUAAUUAUUUAUGCAAAUUAGCACGGUUAGAGUUAAAAGGUUUAUACCUCUGUUUCUUCCAAAACUAAGGUUGUGUCAAUAAUUUGUCGAACCCAUCAGUGAUCCCAAAAAAAGGCAUUGAUAGUGUAAGACUUUACAUCAGUAUAUUAUUAUUUAAAAAAAAAAAAAAAGAUUUUAGACUGAAUAUAAACAAAUAUUAUUUUAAGGCCAAUAGUCACCCAACAGGCACACUUCAGACUAACAGACCUGUUAUAUCCAGUGAAUAUAUAAAUCAUAUAUUUAUUUUAAUUACAAAGACAGAAGAUAGAAAGCACUUGUUUUUUUUAUUAUGUUGGUACAUAUUUUUCAUUUUUGUUUAAACAAAUAUUUUGCAAUAUCCAUUCAUUUAGACUUCUCUACUUUAUUUUGUAGAGAAUUUAUUUACAUGUACAGUUAUUUUUUUUUAGUUUUUCUUUCUAUCAGGUGUACAUUGAGCAUUCAAAAUACACUAUUAGUGUUACAAGACUUGCCCAUAUAGGAAACUGGGUAAACAAAAUGGUGGUGUGAUCAGAGAGUGGAAAAACACGUUAUGUUUGUGAAUUAUCUGGAAACUCACUGUAUAUAAUCCAGCGUUUUACUGUCUUUUUAUAACAUUGGUAUUUUUUUAAAGUAUAUUUUCCCAAUACUUGUACUCUUCUUAUGCUGCAUGAAGUAUCUCUUAAGAAUGUUAAACAUUUUGUAAAUGUAAAUUGUGUAUUUCUUUUAAAUAGUCUCAAUUAUGUUUAAAUGUUUUUAUCAAAAAUAAUAAAAUUUUAAAUAAA